AUGACUUCGUCCAGCGCCCUCAGCCUCGACGGCCAUCACCAUGCCAGUCCCGCCCACGCCCACGCUCAUGCUCCAGCCCCAGCAGCAGCUGCCACGACUCCGGCGCCUUCGCUAGCUGCUGCUGCUGAGCGACCGUCCGACGAAUCAAGGCCGGGAGCUGCUUCGACGCUGCCCGGAGCCGUGCAAGAGCCGGCGCAAGAGCCUGGACGGGAGCCUGAGCUGGAGGCCGGGUCCACGAUGGAAGCCUCAACCGGCGACAAGACACCGUCGUCCGGUCCUCAGCCGGGACUUCAAGGCGGAUACGGACCAUCACUUGCUGAUACAACACCGACAGCAGCAGCAGCAACAACAGCAGCAGCACCAACUACCGCACCUGCAGCAUCAACAGCGACGUCAUCAGCGCCCCCGACGGAUUCCGCUUCUGCUGCGCCUGCGCCCCUACAGCAGACGCCUACAUCGGCAGAUAUUCCAGCAACAUCAUCCUCUGCAGCUUCCAACACAAAUCAACAGACGACUCCGACGGUGCCGCCUCCGCCAGCUGACGCUGGUGCCAAGACCGACAGCGGCAUGGAGCCACCCGUUACACCGACACCAAACACCUCUGGAACCACUGGCUCUGGCGAGCCGAAAGAUAAAAUCUCUUCGGUGGAAAACGGGAGCGAGGACGUUACAAUGGUGGAUGCUCCUGUUGUCAGCGCGGCUACCGCACCAGCAGCUGAGGCGCCGCUCCCAACACCUACAGUGCAGACUGCUCAGGUGGCUACGACAGAGCAACUUCAGCCUUCACCGUCCUACACACAACAGGCCGCCGCCAUAGACCAUCGCCAUGCAUACAUGAUGAUGGCGUUGGCCUCCAUGUCGGCGGCACCGCCCGCGAUGUCUCCGCCGCCUACCGUAACUCCGUCUCAGAUGACGCUGCCGAAUCUCAUGGGAGAUGGGUACUUUGGCGCGGGCGCCGCUAAUAACCUACGGCAGGCUGGCCCCGACAUGGGCCUCGAGUCCUUUGCUCGUGUAGAGUUUGCGGACAGUGUCUUUCAAAUGACCACUUACGCCGUCAUCAUCGGCCGUGACCAGCGAGCUCUGGAACAAGCCAGGCGCGAUGGGAAGCGUGCUGAUGAGUAUCAGCGGCGGGUCGAGGACAACGCCAGCAAGGGGCUUCCGCCACCAUCCCCUCUGGCUCAUGAUCGUCACAAGUUUAGUAAAUCGUAUGUCAGUGAGGAGGGUGGCAUGCUUGGCCCGGAAUCAGAUAGCGAAGAAAACGGGCGUCCAGCAAAGCGGCGCAAGACCAGCACGACAGGAUCAUCACAGCAAAACGAAGCCGAAAAUCCCCAGGACGGCGUCAUAUCAAACCGUCAAUACGUCUCUCAUACCCCAGGAGCGGCUGCCGUCGACUUGGCCUCAUUGAGGCCGUCCCCUUGGCAUGUUCCGUUUAUUGGUAUCCAUUCUCCCGGUCCAAACAUUGCAAGCAAAACCAAAGCCAUAUCCCGGGAACAUUUAAAAAUUGCCUACAAUCAAGACGAGGGUGUGUUUGAAGCAAUCCCUCUGCAUAAGAACGGCUUUUUCUGCGAGGAUGUGCAUUACAAGAGCGAAAAGGUCGUUUUAAAGUGCGGAGAUCGACUUCAGAUCAAGGAUGUUGGCUUCAGAUUCAUUAUCAACGGCGUGGAGAGGGGAAGAACCGGCGCAGAAGAGUAUCAGGAAGAAGAUGCUAAAAAGAAGCGGCAUGCUCACGGUGGAAAGAGCAUGAGCUUCGACUUUGAGCAAUCACACGGCAACGGUCAGAUUCAAGAUACGAGCGAUGAGUUGUCAGAUGUGGAUGUCAGCCCGGCGGAAUUGUCCGACUUUGGUGGGGACGAUGACGAGGAGGGAGAGGAAGAGAGAGCGGAAGACGAGGGAGAGGAGGACGAAGAAGAAGAGGAGGAGGACGAGGGGGAUGAUGACGAUGAAGAGGGCGAUGCAGAUGUGCCUGAAGCAUCCAUCGAAGGCGAUUCUGAAAUCAAAGACGAAGGAGAAGCUCAUAACGAUCUCUCCAUGCCGCAGAUACCCAGAAAGAGGGGCCCUGGCAGGCCACCCAAGAACGGCAUCAUGUCAAAGAGAGAACAGCGCUUGCUUAAGAAGCAGCAGCAAGAAAUGGCCAAGAAGACACUGCCUCAAGCACCGCCAGUCGAGCCGCCUAUUAAGCGCAAAGUCGGACGGCCACGGAAACACCCCUUGCCCGAAGACGGAGUCGACCGUCCAGAGAAGCGCAAGUACAAGCCUCGGAAGCCCAAGAAUGAGGACGGUGCCGAAGGCUCCGAUGCGGAGAGACGAGCAAGAGAGAAGAAGGAAAAGAAGGCGCGGCCCAAGUCGCCGCCCCUGGAGCUCAAGAUUGAAGACUACACCGAGGAGCAGCUCCAGAAGCCCAACAAGAAUUAUGGUGUUCUAAUCGAUGAAACAUUGACGGCGGCGGGCCCCGACGGUCUCACAUUGAAGCAAAUCUACAAGAGAAUUUGCCAAAGAUACCCGUGGUUUUAUUUCCACACCGAGACAAAGGGAUGGGAGAGCAGCGUUCGCCAUAAUCUGAUUGGGAACGAAGCGUUUAAGAAGGAUGAGACGACAAAUCUGUGGUCUCGAGUACCUGGUGUUGAGUUGGAUGCUGGCAAGAAAAGGAAGGCAACCUCUCCGGAUCGGGGCCUGGCUGCAGCGCAGGCGUAUGGACAUUACUCGUAUCCAUAUGCCGCACAGCACAUGGCUCCCGGGACACAUCCCGGCUAUCCCCCAGGCCAAGCGCAAGCUCCGGGAUACCAAGCACCUGCAUAUGCUGUACAGCCGAGCCACGCGGCGCGCCCAGUGCAGUAUGGCGCGUCACAGUCACCCCCUGGACACCAACCAGUUCAACCAGCCGGGGGCGCUCCGCCUCCGGCUCCGAUACAGUUGCCAGGAUAUGGUCCGCCGGCAGCCCCGGCUCGCCCCCAGCUGGGACUGCCUCAGCCUGGAGCAUACAGCUCGCCGUAUGCCUCAAGGCCUCCUCCAUUGGCAAGUCCAGCUGUUAAAGCCGAGGACGGUGGCGCUGGUGUACCGGCCGCUGCUAUUGCACCCGGCCAGCAGCCACCCCGAACAAUCAUUCCGGCGGCCACCACUGAAUCAAAGGCGGCAGUUUCGAGCGCUGUACCGGCAUCUCAACAGAUGACCGCGCAAGCCGCCGCUCACUCACCACCAGCUCGAGCACCAACCGCCGCACCUGCUCGGCCAAUUAUCGAACCCCGCCUCCUCACCGCAGUUGUCGGCCUCAAGAACGGCUUGGUGGAAAACCUCAAGAGGGCUGGCAAUCCCAAGGCCGAGGCCAUCGUCAUGUCAGCACUGAACAGGUGCAUUGGACUCAAGAAAGCGGCCACUGAAAACGACAAGAUGGAAGCCAUCUGUAUCAAGGGAAUCCGGCAGGUCAUCGAUGGCUUCACCAAGGGCAAAAGUCCCACGCCCGGCAGUUCCACCGCGUUGCCGACAGACACACCACCUGUUUUCGAACAUAAAGUGUUGGCUGCUUUGAACGGCCUCAAGGAUGCCUCUGUCAAUGCAAUCAAGGCCGGCCUAGGUGAAGCCAAGGCCGAGGCCGUGACUCUGUCCGCCAUCGAUCGUGUCAUUGGCCUUGCAGAUGCGAGCAUCAUGCCAAAAGCUGCAGAAGGCGAGCCGGUGAGCAACUUUGAAGGAGUCGAGCAGCAUCUCAUGAAAUCGAUCCGGCAGCUCCUCCAAGGCAUGAACCAAAAGCUACAAGGUGAUUGA
Molecule: messenger RNA, 3756 nt
Organism: Trichoderma aggressivum f. europaeum
Lineage: Eukaryota; Fungi; Ascomycota; Sordariomycetes; Hypocreales; Hypocreaceae
Product: transcriptional regulator family: Forkhead
Exons: 1
Coding region: 1-3756 (1251 amino acids)
Biological process (GO): regulation of ribosomal protein gene transcription by RNA polymerase II
Cellular component (GO): nucleus
Molecular function (GO): protein binding; DNA-binding transcription factor activity; sequence-specific DNA binding
Source: RefSeq, a predicted model, not a curated record